CACAUAUCCCCUCUCAAUUGGGAAGGGGAAGACCCUUAGGAUUUCUGACCAACAGAAACAAUUGGCUCUGUAGCACCAGAGUCAGCCAGAGCCCAAACAAUGAUGAAGUGGGGCUUAACUUGGGACAUAUUGUUAUCCAAUCAAGGAGAGAAUGAUUUUGGGUUUAAGGCAUGGUCCUUAAGAAAGAAAUGUACCCUGUAAAUCCCAAAUUAUUUUGGGAGGUUUCAGUGACCAAAAUUUACAUUGCUUUGGGCAGAGCACAGAGAAGGGAAUGGUACCUUAUGUGAACAGAGAGAAGGGAAGAGAAAGAAGAAUGAAAAGAAAAAAGAACUGGGUUGUACAACUGGCCAAUUUGAAUUGAAUCACCCGCGAGGUAGGUCCUAUGACUAUUCACAAAGGCUGGUAUCUACAGCACACCAUCCGCUGCACACCUACCUUUCUGAUUUCAGGCCAAUGAAUUUCUGGAGAAGGAAAUAACAAACUACUACCUAAAUGGAGUUACAAAGAGUUGGACAUGACUACAUAAAAAAAAAAAAAAAAAAAAGAAAAGAAAAAAGGAAUUAUAUAAUUUUAUAAUAGAUUUUUAGAGUUGGAAGAGACCUUAGCAGUUGCAUAGUUUGAUUUCUCAAUGUAGAAAUCUCAUUUACAACAUUCUUAAUAAAUGGUCAUUAGUCUACAAUUUAACAUUUAUUUUUACUUUUUUUUGAAGUUUUUUAUUUUCAAAACAUAUAAGCAAGGAUAAUUUUUCAACCCUGACCCUUUGAAAACCUUGUGUUCCAAUUAUCCCCCUUCCUCCCACCCCUUACCCUAGAUGGCAUGUAAUUCAAUAUAUGUUAAACAUCGUAAAAAUAUAUAUUAACAGAUAUUUAAAGUUGAGAUUAAUGUUUAAGAAUGUGUUAGAAAUGGCAGCUUAAAUACAAAAGUGAAAUUAUUCCAGUUGUCACAUGGAUAGAAAGAAAAAAAAAGUUUUAUUGAUAUCUUCUGUUUUAAAAUAUUUCCCAGUAUAGUGUUCUUUGUCAUUCCCUUCCCGUCCGAUACCCAAAUCUUGGGCUUUUUAACAAAGAAAGAUAUUUAACCAAAACCAAAUGACAGCAUAUGCUAAACUAUACACUUGGACCUUUUCCACUCCUUUUUGAAAAAAUAAAAACUUCUCUCCUGUGAUUACAGAUGAGGAAACUAAGGCAAACAGAAGUUAUGUGACUUUUCCAGAGACAGCUAUGUCUGAGGCCACAUUUGAACUCUAGUCUUCUUGACUCCAAGUCCAGCACUCUGUCCACAGAGACACUCAGCCUUCUCCAACCACUUAGCUGUUUGUAAGUAAGCACAACUUAUCUGUCAACUCAAGAUGUUCCAUAUUUCAUUUUUCUGAUGAUUGAAUCAAUGUGCAUUAAAUAAAUCAGUAUUCAUUUCUAUAGUGCAUAUUGCAAGUACUAUUCUCACCUGACUUUGGUACAUAAUUUUUCAGCAAAAAAAUACCAUAGUCUUACAGAAGUGAGCAUCCAUGAAUUGGCAAUUGAUGAACAAAUUAUAUAUAGUACAUAGAGGGAUAUAAUGGAACUCUAAUGCACUGAGAGAAACAGCAAACAUAACAAAUUAUGAGAAAAAUUCAACAUAGGAAAAAUCAUAUGAAGUCAUGCAGUGUGAAAUAAAGUGGAGGACCAUGUGCACAAGCACUAUAAACAUAUAAACCAAACAUUAAAAAGACAGCCAAAUUCCAAUUGUAAUUAAUAAGCUUGGUCUCAGAAAAUAAAUGAUGAAAUACAACUACCUCCUCUCAGUCUCUGCUGCUGAAUCACUUCACUGCUAGGCAAGGUCAAGCCGGUCCCUUUCCUAGGGCUGACUUCUCAUCUACCUUGCCUGUUGCUAAUGACUAGCAGUGGACUCCAACUUUAGGAUUUCUGGUUGCUCUUUUACAUUUUGAAGUUCACAAAGUUGAAAUUUGGUCUGUUCUAUCUUUAAUACUCAUUCACCUAAGAUCAGGAUAUUCUAGAUACAGUGGAGACAAAGAAACUGAGAUGGCCAUAGAUUCCUGGUUUCAUGGAAGCCAAAUGUGAAGCUGUGGCACUCAGCAGCAGGGCCUGCUACCUCUUUCUCUACCUAAAGACUUAACAUGGUUCUUGGACUUCUUAGAUCCCUGAAAAAGAGGGAAAUUUUCCCUGCUGGAAUCUUUUAUAUGAACACUCAGUUCCAAAGCUUUUUGUCUCCUUAAGAAACCCAACAGUAAAUAGUUACAGAAUACCUCUAUAUACAUGCUCUGAAUUGAAGGAAUGCCGUUCCCUCGUGUCCCUCUAGAAGCAGGAUCAUCAUAUUUUCUUUAAUUUUCUUUUUAUUUUGCAAGGCAAUUGGGGUUAAGUGACUUUCCAAGAGUCACAGAGCUAGGAAGAAUCGGGUCCUCCUGAUUCCAGGGCCAAUGGUCAAUCUACUGUGUGCUAUUUAGCUGCUCUUGGGAUCAUCAUAUUUUCACAUGAAGUGAUACUAGAAAGAGUAUAUGAUACAGGAUUAAAGGGCUAGUGACACAAGAAUUUUCAUAUUAAUAGCUGCUUGAAGGCAAGGACCUUACUUCUUUUUAUGUUAUUAUUUACAAUGCUUAGCAGAGUAUUUUCCCUACACUUUGCCUGAAAUCUGUUUUUGAGUUGAUGGUUAUCUAGGUCCUAAUAUCAUCUCUAAUGAUAAACUUCAGCUUCUCCAGGUUGAAAGUUAUAAUUUGAAGUUGAGCUUGUGUUAGACUUACAGCAGGACUGUAAACAUGUUGGAAAGGUGCUGAAAAGUAAAAACAAAAACAAAAACUUAGGACAGCACAGACUACUACAUAUUUGCAAUUCAAAGGAUUUCUUUAUUAGAUAAUAUAUUCCUUGACCUGGUACUGCUAUUUUUCAUCUUUGAAUACUCAUUGCCCAGGUAGUGCUUUGUAUCUAGUAGAUCUUUAAUAAAUGUUGAAUGAAUUUCAUCCUGGUAUCCCAUUGUAAUGUGAAGAACCAAAGAGGUUUUCUGACUCACAGUAGUAAGUACUGCUUAGAAGUUUUAUAACACUUUCCCAUUAACCUUCUGGUGGUAAAGAGGUAUAAGCAAGAAAUCCUUUUGAUUGUCAAAAUGGGAACAUAAUGUUCCUUAGUUUAAGGUGCUUAAUUGUGCAAGUAGCCAAAAAAAAAAAAAAAAAAAAAAAAAGCUAAAACUGAGCGCUUUGUCAUGGAAUCUAUAUCUUUUUAAUGAACAUUCUCCAUUCCAGUAAGCUCUCUAAACUUAUUCACAGAGGGGAGGACUCCCAGAAAAUCCAUUUAUCUUAUGACUUAGAAUAAUAGUGAUAGCUAAUAGUCUUUUCCCUCAAGUUAUAGAGCUCUGUAACAUGCCAUUUAUCUGUGUCUGAAAUAGAAAGAAAGAAUUCAAGGAUAAGUUUAUUAUUUUAAAAACAUGGCUUUCUUUUUUAGUUAUCUUUAAGAGUCAUUUUAAAAUCUUUUAUUCUAGUAGAUACUAUCACUGUUACCCAGAAUAUUAGUUAAUAUAAUAGACAACUGAUCAUUUGUAAUCUUAACUGAAAAAUGCUAGCAAAUAGCUAAAUUCUUCAAUUAAAUCAGUUCUUUUUAUUUCUAAUCCUUUAUAUAUAUAACAUGUAUGUAUAUAUUUAUGUCCAUCAAUAUCCAUAAAACAUUUAUGAAAUGCUUACUGUAUAUGGAGCACUAUUCUAAGAUACAAAAUUUAAGUGAUUUGUCCUCAAGGAACUUCCAGUUUAUUUAAUAAGGAUUAAGACAUCAAUAUGCGUAGCUAUCAUGAUUUGAUUGAGUUAACACUAUGUAAUUAUUUUAAGGUCUGAAUGGAAAGAUUGUCAUUCUAUAGGAGGAUUCUGGGAAGGCUUCUGGAAGAGAUGGCAUUUGAGUUGGAAUUUAUAGGAAGGAUGACAAGGAUAUCUUCAUUUCUUUAGAGCAUUUCAGCCAUAAAAAAAAAUCCUGAAGAUAAAAUCAUGAGGGCAUGAUGCAUAUUUGAAGGGCAGAAAGUUAUCCAGUUUGGUUGAAGUAUAUCUUAUAAAGAAGUCAGAAAUAUGAAAUACAGCUUGAAAAGUAGAGUGGCACCAUGUUGUUUAGAAUCUUAAAUUUCAAAUAAAAGAAGUUGAAAUUUUAUAAGAAGCUAAUCUAUAACUAAACUACAAAUGUAAUAAGGGUAGGGACUUGGUAGAAAACAGCCCUCUUUUGCAUUCAUUUGUUAAUUUUUUAAAUUUGAAUUUUGAUUUAUUUAAUCAGUAACUAUGGAACUCAUAUAUCAGGAACUCAUGGCUAUAUUCUUAAGGUAUUGUAAGUUCAUCUAGUGUCAUUUAGCAGUAGAAAGAAUCUAUUUUGAAUAGGGGACUUGCUUCUUACAAUCCAAACAUUCCUGCUGUCUACUCCCACCUAUUUGAAAGUGGUUGGUUGCCUACCUCCUAAAGAGCCUCACAAACUUGUGAUACAAUGUGUAUAACCCCCUCAGAAAAAGGUUUUGUUCCUACAGUCUUCACAGGGUCCAGAGCUGUCUUUGAAGAGACAGUGACUAAGAAAUCUCUCCUUGCUCAUUGAGAAAACAAUCUGCUGGCUCCAGUAGAACUGAGUUAUUUGUUAGAAUAUAGGAGAUGAAGGGGAGUUUUUCAAGUUUGGAGUGGCAUGUUGAUAAUGAAAGUGCUUUAGUCCAAAAGCCACAGUUUUCAUUUAUAGCUAUUUUCCAUUUAUUAUUGUUGUAUUAUUUGUAAUAUCAUUUAUAUUAUACAUAAAAAUGUAAUAAUACAAUCACAUCUGAGAGUAGAAUCUCUUCUGUUUCCUUCCACAAAAUAUUUCAGAGUGUGCAACUGAAUCUUGGGGUUACAGUAUUUCCCUGACAAGUCACUUGACUUGUCAAGACCCCUGUCUUCCUCAGCUUUCUGCUCUGUAAAAAAGGCACCAUAACAACACAUUUUUCAGAAUUGUUGUGAAGAUCAAAUGAAAUGAUAUAAAGUGCUUUUCAAACCUUAUGUACUAUAUGAAUAUGUUAUUAUUCCUAUGUCAACUUUCAAAAUGAGCUUUCAAUAAGUCACUUAACCUAUGCCUCUAAUUUUUAAGUGAAAAAAGUUUAUUUACCCAGUCUUUCUAAGGUGCUUAUUGAAAAUGGCAAAUUUGUCCUUAUUAGAGUAUGUAUUUAAAAAUUACAUCAGUACUAAAAAUACUAAUUAAAAUAUUUUAAGAUUUGGUUUUUAAAAAUAGUUUAAGAUUCUACUAUUAAAGAAGCAAAACUAUAAGCCCCCAACUAUUAGAUAGAUAAGUAGGGGACAUUAAGUAAAUCAAUCGAACUGAUUUACUUUAAAACAGAACAUUUCAGCCAACAUAAUUAAGAGUUGAGUUACUGAUUUAUAGCAGAAGGGAGAUGGAUUAUUUUUCCUCCCACUUUCCCUUCCACACUACUCCAUUCUUUCCACUUCUCCCCCAGUGCCACAUCCGGGGUAAGAAGUGGAGCUGUUCGGUUAGCACUGGAGAGAGCGAGGCCGGGCAAAGAGUGAAGGGAGCGAGAACUGCGCACACGUGAGGACAAAAGUAGAAAUCUGGCAUGCCUGGAGAUUUAGGAUUGGUUAAGGAAAGGAAGACUGGGACAUGAAGGGGUUAAAAAUCUAGGGGGAGUGAGCCGUCGGGUCCCCAGCCUUUCCGCCUCAUUCCCGGGCGUCCCGCCGCCUGCGCCGCAGCCUCGAGCCUCGGGCCAGGAGUUGGGGGAACACGGGAGGAUGCCAUCCCUCUGCUUGCCGCUAGAGGGAGCGCCCAAACUCGGCCGGGAGGAGGCGGCGAGCGGGCGGAGACGGCAGCCCCAGCAGCAGCAGCAGCAGCAGCAGCAGCAGCAGUAGCAGUAGUCCCAGCAGCAGAAACAGCAGCAGUAGCUGGAGCAGCGGCCACGGCCACUGCCACUGCCACGACCACGGCCACAGCCACUGCCCCGCAGCUCGGGUUCCAGUCCCAAGUGCCCCUGCCCGCAGAUUCAGACUCCGCGGGCUGGCGGAGAGCACAGCUCCAGGCGCGGGGAUGCGGCCGCUUUCUGGCCGCCUGUUCGGUGUCCCGGCCGUGAUUGCGCUUCUUACCUGCUCCCUGGCUUCUGCCAUAGAUGCUGAAGAUGUAAAGAAAGAUGCCAAGAAUUCACAGAAUUUGGGAAAAAGUGGAACAUCAAAUAAAAAUGAUUUAGACUUAAAAGAAGUUGUAUUUGUCAUCCAGAGUCAAAGUAAUUCUUUUCAUGCAGAGAGAGCAAAGCAAUUAGAGCAAAACAUCUUAAAACAGGCUGCCGAUCUUACCCAGGAGCUCCCCAGAGUUCUUCUUGUUCAUCUGCUGGAUAAGCAUGACGGAGCAUGGACCAUACUUCCUUUAUUACCUCAUUUUUCCACAUCAUUUAGCAGAAACUCAUCUUGGGUUUUCUUCUGUGAAGAAGAAACAAGGAUACACAUUCCAAAGCUCUUAGAAACUCUGCGAAGAUAUGACCCAUCUAAGGAAUGGUUUUUAGGAAAGGCGUUACAUGAUGAACAAUCAACAAUCAUUCACCAUUAUGCCUUUGCUGAAGAUCCUACAAUUUUCAAAUUUCCUGAUUUUGCUGCUGGCUGGGCCCUUAGUUUUCCACUCAUAAACAAGCUUACCAAGAGAUUGAAAAGUGAGUCCUUGAAGUCUGACUUUACAAUCGAUUUAAAACACGAGAUUGCUCUCUACAUUUGGGACAAAGGUAAUGGACCACAUCUUACCUCGGUGCCUGAAUUUUGCACAGAUGAUAUGAGCUCUCCUACGACUACCGGUUGUGCUACAAUGUUUCGUACUUUUCUACCGCUUUGUGGAAAUCCAGUGAAGGAGAUGGCUGUUUUUGUUGCUGUAAAAACAUGCAAGAAGUUUCAUGAUGACAGAAUACCUAUUGUAAAGCAGACUUGGGAAAGUCAGGCAAGUCUUAUUGAAUAUUACAGUGAUUAUUCAGAGAGUUCAAUUCCAACUAUUGAUCUGGGAGUGCCGAAUACAGAAAGAGGUCAUUGUGGAAAGACCUUUGCAAUUUUGGAAAGAUUUUUGAAUCACAGCAGUGAUACAACAACUUGGUUAGUGAUUGUGGAUGAUGACACAUUAAUAAGUAUCUCCAGGCUCCGGAACCUCCUUAGCUGUUAUGACUCGAGUGAACCAGUGUUUCUAGGAGAGCGUUAUGGCUAUGGCCUGGGAACUGGAGGAUAUAGCUACAUCACUGGAGGAGGAGGGCUCGACCAGUUGAUUACCCAAAGGACUACCUUUCUCACCAAGUUCCCAUCUCAUUUCACAAACACUGGAACAUUGAUCCAAUAAAGGCAUAUUUCACCUGGCUGGCACCUAGUGGGGAAGAUGUCACCAGUGGCAGGAAGCAGACACUUCAUAAAGAAGAGUUAUA
Molecule: messenger RNA, 7362 nt
Organism: Antechinus flavipes (yellow-footed antechinus)
Lineage: Eukaryota; Metazoa; Chordata; Mammalia; Dasyuromorphia; Dasyuridae
Gene: B3GLCT
Product: beta 3-glucosyltransferase
Exons: 14
Coding region: 6003-7280 (425 amino acids)
Cellular component (GO): membrane
Molecular function (GO): acetylglucosaminyltransferase activity
Source: RefSeq, a predicted model, not a curated record